Messenger RNA from Astrephomene gubernaculifera, 5503 nucleotides. NCBI's taxonomy places the organism in Eukaryota, Viridiplantae, Chlorophyta, Chlorophyceae, Chlamydomonadales, Astrephomenaceae. The record is from the annotation of a GenBank genome assembly.
AUGUAUCUGCUUUUUUCCGUCUCAUAGGUUUGGUCACUAACCCACGCGUUGCGCCCUAUUGCUUUCGCCUCGCUUACUGUGUUGACUAAAACAAACUGUAUUGCUGUGUGUAUAAAAUGUAAACUUCUCACACUACCAGAUUUUCGUGACUGGCGCACGAUGGGGUUGCAAGACUAUUGCGUCUACUGCUCACGAGCUUCUGUGCUAAAGGACCGCAUGGCAGCAGAACGUGUCUAAGCGUAAUCUAUGGCUGCACCAAAUGACGCCGGGACCCAGCUGGGCGACGGCGCAGGAAGUACGCUGGCCCAAACUGCCACGUUGGCGCUAACGACAGGAUUGUCGCCGUCGGCAAUCCCGCACCCGCUUGCGCCGGAAUCGAUGUCAUAUGGCAUCCAAACGCGGGACGCUGUCAUAGCCGUCUUCCAACGCCAGGCAGCCCAGCAGCAGGCUCUCCUGACUCAACAGCAACUGGAGCUUCUUCAGUUGACGGAGGCAGCCCGCAGCCACCAGCGGGACCUAGCAGCGGAACAGCAGCGUCUGAAGCUGAAGACCGUAGAACUACACCGCCAGUCAGAGGAGCUGACGGAGCGCGAGCGGAAGCUGGCCGGCGAUGCGGAGGCGCUGGCGGCUCGUGAGCGCGCGGUGGCCGAGUCGGAGUCGCGGCUGGAGGCGCUUCGGUGCUGUGUCAGCCAGCAGUACCUGGUGCUGCGGGCGGUGCACCUGGAGCUGCAGGAGAGGCUCCUGGCAGCACGGCUGGAGGCGGCGCAGCAGCCGCAGGCUGCACCGGCAGCGCUUGCGACGGGGGCGGAGGAGCUCCCCGAAGCGAGCGCGGGGCUGCCUGCCAGCCUGGCUGAGGAGCAUCCGGCUGCCUGCUCACCGUCACACCAGCCGCAAUGGCAGGCCGCUGAGCCACAUCCGCGUGAGCCGUCGCCGGCUGUUGCUGCUGCACCGGUUGCGGACGACCGGGGUGCAGACAGGGACCGCAGUGGUGGUGGAAGCAAGCGACGGAGCCGUGAGCGGGAGCAUAGCCGGGAUGGGGCUCGAGACAGAAAGCGGGAUCGAGAGCGUAGUCGGGAUCGAGGGGGAGACCGGACCUCUGAUCGGGGCAGCUUGCGGGACCGCGGCCGGGAGCGGAGCCGGGCAGGGGUCAGGGAUGCGGAGGAGGGCGGCAGGCGGCACCGAGACGUCGACCACGAGCAGGACCGAGGCCGGGAGAGGGGCCGCGACCGGGAACGAGAACGGGAAAAGGAGCAAGAGAAGGAGCGGGAACGUGAACGCGAUAGGGAGGGCCCCAAGCGGCGGGGCCGGGAGCGGUGGCGAGGGCGUGAGUGGCCCGAGGGACAGCAAGACCAGGAGCGAGAGCACAGGGGUGCAUCCUCCCCAACCGCCCGUGGCGACCAGGGCGAAACCCAACGUGCUGGGGCGCCAGCUGUGACACCACAUGUCGGGGCGGGAGGCGGCGCUACGUCACCGGCAGCAUCCCCGAGGGCCGCCAGCCCCAUCACCGAGCCGCCCGGCAGCACCCGCGGAGCCGUGGAGCUGGCUGCUGAGGCAUCCUCGCAGCGGAAUGGCGAGGGCGAGGACGGCCCCCGCCGCACAUCGGCGGCCGGCGCUGCAGCCGCGGGUCCCAGUGCGGCUGCCCCCGUUGCUGCCUCGGCUGGUGCUGCGAGCGAGGGCCGGUCCCUGCGGCCCGGCAGGAGCACCCGCGGGAGUGCGGCUUCUCGUCAGGCACAGCAGCAGCAGCAGCAGCAGGCGCCGACGGAGACGCACCUCGGAAAACGGCAUCGAGGUUCCGGCGUGGAUGAUUCCUGGGAGGGUAGGCAGCCAGCCGAUGAAAGGUCUGGCGCCAGCCAACGACCGUCAGACGCGGCGGGCAAUGUGCAGGGCGGAGCGGAACAGCAAUCACAGGCGCGCCUGCCAAAGCAAAGGCAGGCAAAGCAGCACCACCGACCGCCGCGCACUGGCGACGGCGCUGCUGCCGCACCUCAGACACUAGGCGCCGACGCUGAUAAUAAGCCUGCCGACGGUACGUGCGGCCAAACAGCAGCAAGCAUUCCGGAAGCUCCCGACUCGGCAGCGGCGGCCUCAGCGUCUGCAACCCCAGCCUCUGCCGGCGCGCCUCCCGCUGCUGCUGCUCCUGCCGCGGUGCAGGACGUCGCGGAGGUACCUGCGGCAACCGUAUCCGAAACAGACCCGUCCUUUGGAACCGACAGCCGUUGCCCUCGAGAAGAGGAGGAGGACGAGCAGGAGCAGCAGGCCUUCCUCGCCAUGCACGCCAGCGGCCGGCCCGGUACGGAAGACACGGAGGAGGAAGGGGAGGAGGAAGAGGAGGAGGAGGCGGAGCGCUGCCCCCGCGAGGAGGAAGAGGAGGCCGCCGAGGCUGAGGCGCAGCGCCGUCGAGGGGGUAGGAAGGCUCGGCGCACGUGGGAAGAGCAGCCGCAACCGCAACAGCCCGAUGCCGACGUGCGACCCCGGCGGCCAUCGCGGCCUCCCCUGCCGCAGCCGCAGCCGCCUAAGAAGAGAAAGAAGACGGGGAGGCUGCCGCUGGAGGACCGAAAGCGGCUGAGGGCUGAGCGGCGGGCGCAGCAGGUGGCAUAUAUUGAGGCGAGGCAGAAGCGCAAGGAGGUUUAUGAGGAGCGCUUUAAGCAACAGCGGCUUGCUAAGGAGCAGGCCGCAGCUCGGAUUCAGGAAGAGAUGGCGGCGCGCAGGCUAGAGGAGCUGCGGCAGGCGGGGACCCGGUCUGAGAGGCGACGGCAGCGGCAUGAGCGUAGGGACGCAGAAGCCGCGGCUUCCUCCGCGGCAGCGGCGUCACCAGCCUCGAGGCCUACCGCAGCUGCGGCAGCAGCAGCUCCUGCACCGCCUAUAGAGCUUGAUGCAGCUCCGACGUUGCCCCUUCCAGCUUCAGGAACCUCGGCGCCAGCAACGGAACCACAACACCCAGUGCAAACAGCAAAGGAGGCAGCGCCGGGUGCAGCGACACAUACAACGGCGAAGGCGACGCAGACCACUUCAGCAACACGACCGGUGCCGUCCGCCGCUGCAGGCGUGGCGGCCAUGGUGACAACGACAGCAGCAAUCCUGCAGCCCCCUGCGAAGGUAGAGGUUGUUGAGGCGCCCAGCACGGUAGUAGCGCCACCUGAGCGCGAGGCAGCAGCGCCGCCGCCCCCACCGCCGCCACCCCCACCGCCCCCUCCAAAAGCAGAAGCAAAGCCGGCGCCAAAGGUCGAGGAGCAGCCUGCGGUGGCACCGCCGGAACGAGCGCCGCCAGCGGCGGGUGUAAAGGAGCGUGCAGUCGCAGCACCUCCGCAGCAGACAUCACCCGUUGUGAUGAAGGCGCAGUCUGGGCCGGUUCAGCCGCCGCCACCCACAUCAUCAGUUUUGCGGCAAGCCGCUCCUGCUGCACCGCCAGGCCCUGCAGCAGCCGCGUCUGACCACCUACCGGGUCCCCAGGCUGGAAUGGAACCGCAGCCGGCCAAACGCCAGCACCAGCGGCACCUUUCGCAGCAGCCCGGCACACAGCAGCAGGAGCAGGAACGGCAAUCCAGUCCUACUCGGCAGCAGGGGCGUCAGCAGCAGCUGGAGUCGGGAGCCCGUGUGGGCUCAGCCAAUCCUCAGAGAGUGCCCUCUGAGCAGGUUGGGAGUGGCGGUAGGUCAUCUGCGGCGUCAGGGGCGGCAGGGAGCUUAGGCUUAACGCCGCAUGCGCCCGGUGGCGUUCCUGCGGCGUUAGGCAUGGAGCAAGGUGGUGGCUCCUGGUCGCAGCCGCGGCAACAGCCGGAAGACGCACCGCACGAGUGUGCCCCGCUUGGGACAGCCGCGGAACGUGAUAAGCCCCCGCUGGCAUCGCGGCCACGGCAGCCACAGCAGCAGCAACCGCAACAGCAGCUACAAGUGCCGUCUUCGUUGGACCAGCAGUACCCGCAUCCGCACUACCAGCAGCAGCAGCUGCCGCGGCCACAGCAGGAGCACCGGCCAGGGCAGCAGGCGCAGCAGUCCCAGGCGCAUCGCCCAGCACCGCGGCCUCAGAGCCUGCUAGACUGGCGCCGGUCGAUGCAGCCGAUUGCCGCCCUCUCCGGCGCCUUGCCCGCGCUGGCGCCGCAACAGCUGGCACAGCAGCAGCAGCAGUCCCACCCUCAACUGCACGCCCAGCUACCGCAACCCCACAUGCAUGUGCACAGCAACCACCACCAGCAGACGCAGGCUUAUGUGCCGUCGCAGCUGCAGCAGCAGCCACCCCAUUUACGAGCGCAGCAACAGCCACACCAGCCUCACCCGCAGCAGCAGCGCCAACAGCAGGCCCCUCGUCCACCACAUGACCAGCACCAGCAGCUGCUCCAAGCCAUGCAGCAGCUGCAGCAGCAGCAGCAACAACAACAGCAUCUCCUACAACAGGACGCACACCCGCAGCAGCAGCAGCCUUUACACCAGCAGCAGCUGCAACAACAACAGCAACAACGGCAUCCACAGGCGCCGCCGCAGCAGGGGGCGCAGCCGCCUCGUGCCCACCACCUGCAUCCUAAGAACCCCGCACCUCGGCCAGUCAAUCGCGCCGCUGCUCGCGGGGCAGCUGGAGCGGAGUACGGUUCCACAGCACCCCCUGGGCCCAGCCACCCGCAUUUGCAGCAGCAUGCCACAAGCAGCUCCGCCGUACAGUCGCAUCCCCCAGGGCCGCCGCCGCCAGGUUACGCCCCACCGCUUGUGCCGCUGGGAGUGCGCAGCCUGCCCUUUCACCGUCGUCAGCGGCUGAAGGCGGCUGUGGCGGCUGGAUCUUACCAGGGGCAGCAGCAGCAGCAGCCUAACAGCGAUGAUGGAGGCGGGGAUGGGGAUGUGGACGGCGGCCUCCUGGAUGAGGACUUGGCGCGGACUGUGGACAUGUUGCGGCAGGAGCAGGAGCGCGAGCAGGGGCAGGGGCAACAGGGGCUGCUGUGACGCCUGGGGGUGCAGCGCUGGGUGGGUGGGAAGUGGGAGCAUGGGUUGGCUGCUUGUUGGAUAGUUGGAAUUACCGUUGAUAUGAUAGCACGUGGCGGUGGGGUAAGGGUGCAGAUAUGUUGCUGGGGAUGUGUAUUUUUGACCUGGUCUCGUAACCUCUGCAGAUAGCUGGCAUGGAUGCCAGUUGAGGCUUCUUGUACGGACUAGGCGCCGGGUAGUACGCGUUGCUGAGUGCUCGGAAUCAUGGGAUAGGUGCGGCCCGACUGGCUUCGGUGGCGGAAUUUGGAACACUAUAUUCUGGGUUCACUGCAUUGGGCUUACCGUAUUGCCCAAAAAUGGCAACACCUUCAGACAGAUCAUGUUGGACGGUUGUUCGUUGGGUUCUGCCACCUUGUCUCCUGGCCCUGGUGAAAAGCAGAAGGGGGAAACAUAAAAUAAGUGAAACAACUAGAGUCUCAAUCCCAUAUCCCGACUCAUGCAGUGAGCGCAUUCGGAGACACUAUCCUAGAAGCACGCAACUCAAAAAUUACUUGCCGAAUCUUUGCUUACCGUAAACCGAGAGGGGGAGGGACAGGGC